AUGGCACCUGGGUCGGAUAUCCACUACUUUCCAGCUCUGGAGGAAUGUCUCUUUGGCUACUCUGUGCUCCUUUCCUGGCAACAUGUCGCAACAGCGCUCCUCGAUUCUACAUUUCAACGGCAGAAGAGCCCGGCUGUGGUCGCGUUCCUGAAGGAUAGCUACGUGCAAGGGCUCUUAAAGGAUCCGGGCAAUGUCUUCGACAAGCCUUCUACCGCGACUCAGAAAUCGUUCGAAACGAAAACUGCACCGAUCAACGUCACUACAGCCUCGAACGAACGCAUAGAUGUCAAGACGGUCAAGGAAGACGCAGAAUGGCUCAGCAAAAACGCAGGUUUGAACCUGGUGGAUUCUCUCCGUAUCGUCGUGGUGGAGUUUCAAGCGCGCAGUGCGCAGCAUCUCAAGACGCCUUUGUCCGCCCAAGAUGCUGCGAACCUCCAGGACGCGGCUGGGCUGGUCAAUGGCCAGGGGGGCACUUUCUUGGCGGAAAUUGGCAUCACCACGGCCGCCGACGCGGAUGAAAUAUGGCAUGACUUCGAACUACCCGACUCAAAGCGAAGACGCCUGUUCGAAACAUACCUCUCUGAGCGUCGAUACUUCACCGCCGUUGCUGAUUACAUGCAUUCCAUAACGCUGUAUCGAAGGCUUCCGAUACUCCUUCCGGUGGUAGACGACUCCGCGACACUCUAUGAAGCGCCCGAAUGCACCAAGAGCGACAUGGGAGAACGUUUGUCUGCGUACACACAGUCUCUGGGUUCUCGUCUCGACUUGCUCUGCUCAGGCUUGCGUGGAAUCACUGAUACGAAGCAGCUCAUGGCAGAGCAGACGGAAAUCCGGUUUCUUGAGACACUAUUGACAGAAGUUGUCCAUACGGUGUCGGUUGUGAUGCAGCUCGCAGAUGCCCUGGGCCCUGACUGCCCUCCCCCAAACAUUAUCAGCUCUUGGUUCUCGAUUAUGAAGACUUACGAAUUUCUCUCUGGCUUGGCUCCUUAUGGCUACUUUACCGAGCUCAGUGACUUGGCAAAGGUCUCAGCUAUCGCAGCCUCGGUAGCACUUCUCAAGCCCGUCCGAAGUAUGGACUAUGUGCAGGAAGAGUUGCUGGCUCCGUCUGGCGAGAGCGUUAACAAAUCAUUCGUCUUUGUUCCCGAAGUCUUGAUGGAGGUGCAUAGCACCAUUAUUGGUGCUUUUGAAGCGGAUGUUUCCUCUGUGUCACCCCUGGCCUACGUGUGGCACUCCUUCUUGAGUAUCAUGAAGAACUCCCGCGAACUACGGAUUGGACAACGAUACGACAAGUCACAUCCUGCUCGUAUCGAAGGCAGGCCGAUGACUAGACCAGGCGCAGCAGCGCGACGUAACUCAGCCAACAGCAUUCUCUCCAUAGAGUCUUCGAGAUUUGACUCCUUCGAAGGGGAUGUCGACGUGGCGGUUAUUGACGAUCUAGAAGCAAAGCUGGUGGGAGAGUCUUUGAUUUUUGACCUCAUCACAGCCAUGAGCAAUCUGGCUUCGUCGAUUGGAUCGGGGCCCAUGACAGACUUGGCCAGCUCUCGCAUCAGGGCUCAACUCGCUGAGGUACUGCAGGUGACCGAAGGGCUGCGUCCUCCAUACCUGCCUGCGAGCGUCAGCGCAAUGCUCGAUCUACUGUGCACCGACCGCGGUUACUGGGACAUUGACUCACGAGAUCAUCUCCCACUCAACGCCGACUUCACCGCUUCCAUGCUUCGAAGUGAAUGGUUUCAGGAGGCGUAUCUGAAGCCUGCCCUCAGACGCUUCCCUACCGAAUUCGUCCCCUUCGUCCAUUUCUGCCGAGUACUUUGCACCUCUCUCAAUGGACGAGAUGAGGACGCUGACAUUAUACUUGACCUUCUCCGAGAAACCCCAACUUUCACCUUCGCUUUCGAUGAGGAGCUCUUGAGGCGAGGCUUGCUCCAGCCCAUCGGACACGCGGGUAACGGAUUUCAGCUCUUGCAAGACCUUCCGUUUGCUGAUCAGACACUGUCAUGGCAAAGGCAACGGAGAGGCGCCUUCGAGUUCGUCGUACCGGCAGGCACAAAUUGCGAGCUGGUCGAUGAUCUUGACAUAUGCCCGACGGAACGCAGCUGUGUCGCCUACUUUGGCUAUUCCACACUCUCCUUCCUUGGUCAACGACUGGAAAUGGAUCUGUUGGGCCAACCCAAUUUCCUUGGUGCCAUGUCCCCCGACAUGACGGCGGCAACCAUAUCGUUACUUGCUACAGUCUUCCGCAUCUCCCAUGUUCGGACAGCAGACGCAAGCGGACCGGGCGCGCUUGUGUCUGUUGAUAACGAUAUCAUUCAAGAAGCCAGCAGGUAUCUCACUGGCGGCAAAGAUGUCGUUGCGGUGGUGAUGGACAUUAUGGAUUCCCUAUUACAAGAUGAUGCUGCUCUUGGUGAUGAUGCUGCGCUCGGCAUUCUCAACGCCUCCAUUCAUUUGCUGCAUUCGCUUUUGCCAUUGCAGCCAAGCAGAGUAUGGUCGUACAUCGCAAGGUGUGAUCUGCUAGGCUCAGAUUCGAGGAAUGGGAAGCUUGCCAAGAUUAUAGGAGAUCUGGACCUGGUAGCUGGCAAAUAUGAGCUACUCAAUUCAUGUUUGCGCUUCUUCUCAGACCUUCUCGACACAGCUGCAACGUCCGCUGUGCAGCGAGGUAUGGGCGACCAUGCUUUGGGCAGGCAAAGGCCACAAAGCAAUCCCUGGGCAGGGCUCUCUGAUAAGCUGAUAUCUGUGGUGAGCUAUUCCAUAGCGCAGAUCUCCAUUGACGUUUUCGAAAACACGUCAACCUGGAGGCUUGAGAAUGGCUCGAAACGAGUGGCCCUGCUCGGCCAGGUCACGCCGAUUCUACAGAAGCUGGUGAACUACCGCUACGGCAUGGGCAACCCCCUGAAGCCGAGCAAUCUGACGUCUGCCUUUGAUGAGGCGGGCUCGUACGUUGUCGACUGCUUCUUGCAGCCAUCGACGGGGACUCUACGUUACCGACCGAUCCUUACAUCGUGCGUUGCGGCAAGCACCUCAUCGCAUGAUACCUUUUACACCACGUCAAACCGCCAAUUGCGAGAUCAAGUGCACUCUAUACUGGGCUUUUGCACAGUCCUGCUGCGGUCGGCAACAUUGCUCGGCAGACCAUCCUACGUUUUCCAGGAUUAUCUUUUCAAAUGCUGCACCCUCAUCUCGCGUUGCUGCGCAGCAUCUACGAACUUUCUUGAGCCUAGCCUUCGGCUUCUUGAAGCUCUCAUAGUCGUCGCUGGGUCAGACACUGGGGAGCCACCGUCGUUGCUAGGAUACCUCGGACCUCCCAUCUCCAAGUCAUUCCUGCAAGUCUUGGCUACCAUUGACAAACCCUUCGAGCUCACAACGAGCGUCAAGGCUACGUGGGAUUUCUUUGUCGCCAUUCUUCGCAAUCGCCAGCAAUGGAUGUCGAAUUGCUUACUGACGGGUCGUACUCCCAGAGAAGCAAUGAAGACCGAUCCGAAACAUCGUGGGAUUGCCAAAGAUUCCAUAUUUGCUCUCGCGCUGAACAAACUGUCCCACCUCAAAGAGCUUGACCCCUUGCAAGCUGUGGUCAUUCUGGAUUUUGUCUCCUCAGCUCAGAAUUACUGGCCAUGGACUGUCUUCACUCUAAACAAAGACACAGACUUUGAUUAUCUCAAGGGCCUGCAGUCAUACGUGAGUGAGCUUCAGUCGUCCAACAUUCGAAGCAGGAACAGCGUUGCCAUGGCCGCAAUUGAAGCCCGCAUUGCCUCCUUUAUUGCAGAAAUUUUCGCUAUGCAAUUGUACCACUCGCGACACUUGGCCGUGUCCGAGGCAGGCGCAUUAGCUCAGCAGCUCAUCAACAAGUCCAUGGAUUACUAUCUACGAGACGGCGUCGAGGUGGCUGGCUACAACAGAUCGCUUCACAUCAACUUCGCCAAGAACUUCUCCAACAAGUACAGCGGCUGUUCAUUGGAAGACUUUAGACGGACCAGCUUCCAGCCCUCUGAACUUGGGGCAGCCUUCUACUACGACAUAGACCGCGCCAACAGCAUGCUCGCGUUCGAUCCUGGAUGGCUGGGGCGGAAGCACAAUGGGUUCAAGGCGGAGAUGGAGCUCGCCAAUUCGAAUCUAUCGUUGGUCGAUGCUCAAAUAGAACUGUUUCAUGCUUGGGAAUCUCUCCUAUUGGAAUUAAGCAUCUGCCUUCCAAAGAACGAUGUUCUGGCGAAACAACUGCAGCAGGUGGCAGUGCAAUGCUUGAAGGCGGACCGAGACGCUGAAGGGGCGCCCGCUGUCUUCGUACGAGUGAUGGACGCGCGCGUCAACUUGGCGCUCGUCCUCGUGCAGCGUCUGGAGAAGAUGCCACUGUCGGUGGAUGACCAUCGCGAGUUCCUCGCGGCUGUGACACUAGCUAUCAAUGCUUGUGACACGUCUUUUGCUCCGGAGACUGCCCUUUAUUAUCGGAAGCUGCUGCAGACGCUGUACGUCUCCAUGCGCGCGUACCAAGUACGGCUGGACAAUACAAGCGACAGUAAGGAGAAGUCGAACGCCAAGCACUCUAUCGAGGUGACGCAGAUGGUCCUUAAUAUACUGGACCGGGUUGUGGCUCAAGGCUUCCGCAAUCUCGUGAGCCUGCUCCAUGACGAUACACAAAGCGUCACACAGGGCGACUUUGGACUCAUCACGGCCUUGCUUCAAGCCUGUCUUGCGAUGCCUGGAAUGGAGCAGUCACAAACGCAGAUUCUGAAUAUCAUGGCGUCGCAUAACUGCUUUUAUGCGGCUUCGUCACUGUUUUCCUGGGCCGACAAGCUGACCGACCAGGGUGACCCGGUCUACGGCGAGCUCAGCAUGCUGUUCUUGCUGGAGCUUUCAGCACUGCCCGGAGUGGCUGAACAGCUGGCUUGCGAUGGCAUCCUCAACAUCUUGUUGACAGCCAACCUGACCAAGUUCAUGAUAAAAGGGAGACUGUCACCGUACGCCGAGACGCCCAUGGCUCAACGUUGCUAUGGCAUUUGGGUCAAGGGCUUGUUGCCGCUGAUGCUCAAUCUUCUCACAGCUCUUGGCGGCACUGUCGCGCCCGAGGUGGCUUAUCUUCUGAACCAGUUCCCAGAGCUGCUGGAGCUUAGCGUCACAAGGUUUGAAGCUCCGGGAGCCAGUCGCACACAACUACGAUCGUCUGCGCAGCAUCUGACACUGAUGGGCACUUCAGAGGUGCACUCGCUGGCCCUGAUCACUCGGAUUCUGAAUGCCUUGCGUAUCAAUCUAGGCCGCGAGAUUCCCAAGGUGAACUGGAACGCGCCGUCGGUACUCGAGAGUACCGAGAUGUGGCUGGCGUCGGAAAGGAUGUUCAAAGAUGGCCUGCUACCCCUAGGGCCGCGCGAGAUCGAGUGGCGAUCGAUGAAGAGGACAAGCAAGGAUGAGCGGGGUGACAAUGUUCUGGAGCAGAAGGUUUACUCGCAACUGGAAGCAGUACGCGACGUGCUGAGCGAGAGCCUGGAGACCGAGUAA
This is a messenger RNA of Emericellopsis atlantica, 5481 nucleotides long. Its product is annotated as nucleoporin subcomplex protein binding to Pom34-domain-containing protein. The transcript is spliced from 2 exons. Gene Ontology annotation, biological process: RNA export from nucleus; protein import into nucleus. Gene Ontology annotation, molecular function: structural constituent of nuclear pore. Gene Ontology annotation, cellular component: nuclear pore inner ring. The coding region runs from base 1 to 5481 and encodes 1826 amino acids. The record is from RefSeq and is a predicted model, not a curated record. Lineage: Eukaryota; Fungi; Ascomycota; Sordariomycetes; Hypocreales; Bionectriaceae.